This is a messenger RNA of Nematolebias whitei (Rio pearlfish), 923 nucleotides long. It is a transcript of the gene tmem98, whose product is annotated as transmembrane protein 98. NCBI's taxonomy places the organism in Eukaryota, Metazoa, Chordata, Actinopteri, Cyprinodontiformes, Rivulidae. Bases 1 to 744 code for a protein of 247 amino acids. The transcript is spliced from 8 exons. Gene Ontology annotation, cellular component: endoplasmic reticulum. The record is from RefSeq and is a predicted model, not a curated record.
AUGGAGACGGUGGUGAUUGUGGCCAUCGGGGUGCUGGCGACCAUUUUCCUGGCCUCCUUCGUGGCCCUGGUGGUGGUGUGCAGACAUCGCUACUGCCGCCCCCACGACCUGCUGCACCACUUCGACUCCAAGUCAGUGAAUCGGAACGGAUUCUUCUUUCGGCUAAGAAUCUGGACUUUUAAAAGUGACUUCACCCUAAAACCCACGGUGGAUCUGAUCGGAGCCAUGGAGACGCAGAGCGAGCCGUCGGAGCUGGAGCUGGACGACGUGGUCAUCACCAACCCUCACAUCGAGGCCAUCCUGGAGAACGAGGACUGGAUAGAGGACGCUUCUGGCUUGGUGUCUCACUGCAUCUCGAUCCUAAAGAUUUGCCACACUUUGACUGAAAAGCUGGUAGCCAUGACAAUGGGCUCGGAGGCAAAGGUCAAGGCACCGGCCAGCUUGAGUGACAUCAUCACGGUGGCCAAGCGCAUCAGCCCAAGGGUGGACGACGUGGUCAGGUCCAUGUACCCCCCUCUGGAUCCAAUCCUCCUGGACGCCAGAGCUACGGCUCUACUCCUCUCAGUCAGCCACCUGGUGCUGGUCACCCGCAACGCCUGCCACAUGUCGGGCAGCAUGGACUGGAUCGACCAGUCGCUCCACGCCGCCGAGGAUCACAUGGUGGUUUUACGCGAGGCAGCGAUGGCUUCAGAACCGGAACGAAACCUUCUCGGAUUCGAUGCGCAAAGAGAGCAGUCCAUCUAAACCACUGGAACCACCGCGGCAGCACAAAUAAAAAAAAAAUCAAUCUGUUCUCGGCAGAUUACGUUGAAAAGACAUGAAAUCCAGAAUAAUUACUACUGUCCUUCCUUUAUACCUGUGCAGCAUUACAGAAAACACCUGAAGUGCCUUCAUCCAGCGGUGGGCCUUAAAUCCAGACUCAG